Messenger RNA from Eremothecium cymbalariae DBVPG#7215, 2217 nucleotides. RefSeq names its product translation initiation factor eIF2B catalytic subunit epsilon (gene GCD6). Gene Ontology annotation, cellular component: eukaryotic translation initiation factor 2B complex. Gene Ontology annotation, biological process: biosynthetic process. Bases 1 to 2217 code for a protein of 738 amino acids. NCBI's taxonomy places the organism in Eukaryota, Fungi, Ascomycota, Saccharomycetes, Saccharomycetales, Saccharomycetaceae. Gene Ontology annotation, molecular function: translation initiation factor binding; guanyl-nucleotide exchange factor activity; translation initiation factor activity. The transcript has a single exon. The record is from RefSeq and is a predicted model, not a curated record.
AUGGCUGGGAAGAAAAAUAAACCCAAGAAUCAAUGGACCUCAAGCGGUGGUGGUAGUGGUGGUAGUGGGAAGAAAGGUGAAGUAGUCCAAGGAGAGAGAUUGCAAGCAGUGGUUUUGACGGAUUCCUUUGAAACAAGGUUUAUGCCGUUGACACAUGAAAAGCCGAGAUGUUUGAUACCAUUGGCCAAUGUUCCGUUGAUUGAAUAUACGCUUGAAUUUUUGGCGAAAGCGGGGGCCAGUGAGGUUUAUUUGAUAUGCGCUUCUCAUGCAGAUCAGAUUCAAGAAUAUAUCGAUAAUUCUAAGUGGAAUCUACCGUGGUCGCCUUUCAAGGUUUCUACUAUUAUAUCUUUAGAAUCCAGGUCGGUGGGAGAUGCCAUGAGGGAUUUGGACAAUAGAGGGUUGAUUACGGGGGAUUUUGUUCUUGUAAGUGGUGACUUGGUGACUAAUAUGGAGUUUGAGAAGGCAUUAGAAACGCAUAAGUCCAAGAGAGCGGAGGAUAAAGAUCACAUUGUCACUAUGUGUCUGAGCAAAGCGACGCAGUUCCAUAAGACCAGGUCUCAUGAACCUGCAAUCUUUAUGUUGGACAAAUCUAACAAUAGGUGUCUGUAUUACCAGGAUAUUCCUUUGGCUUCGUCUAAAAAUAAAACAGCCAUAGAUAUAGAUCCUGAGCUUUUGGAGAGUGUCGAGGAAUUUAGUUUGAGGAAUGAUCUAAUUGAUUGUCACAUUGACAUUUGUUCCCCCCAUGUACCUGCCAUCUUCCAGGAGAACUUUGAUUAUCAAUACUUGAGAAGGGACUUUGUGAAGGGUGUGUUGUCGAGUGAUUUGUUGAAGAAGCACAUCUACGCUUACAUAACUGAUGAGUAUGCUGCUAGAGCGGAAAGCUGGCAAACAUAUGAUGCUAUUUCGCAGGAUUUUCUUGCGCGGUGGUGUUAUCCUUUGGUAUUAAACACCAAUCUUCUAGAAGACCAGACCUAUUCGUACGAAUCGAAACAUAUAUAUAAGGAGAAAGAUGUCAUUCUUGCACAAUCAUGUAAGAUUGGCAAGUGUACUGCAAUUGGAUCGGGAUCUACCAUUGGUGAAGGAACGUUUAUCGAAAACUCUGUUAUUGGUAGAAACUGUCAAAUUGGCGCCAAUAUCAAAAUUAUCAACAGUUAUAUUUGGGAAAACACUAUUAUUAUGGAUGGGAGUGUGGUAACACACUCUAUUGUAGCCUCGGGAGCCCGGUUGGGAAGUGGAGUUAACUUAGAAGAUGGUUGUGUUAUUGGUUUUAACGUUGUCAUUGACGACUGUAAGACGAUUCCUAGUGGCACAAGGAUCUCUGCAACACCGGUGACAUCCGUGCACUCUGAUUUGUAUUCCAAUUCUUACGGUACAGAUCAAGAGGAUAGUGAUAGAGAAGAAGAACUAAGCGCUAAGAAAGCAGCACCCAAGGCUACAGAGCUCGUGGGGGAAAAUGGUAUCGGUUAUAUAUUUGAAAGCGACGACUCCGACGACUCCGACGAAACAGAGGACGGCGAUGGUAUCGGUACAAACACUCUAUGUUAUAAAAUGGACGAGCUGUAUCUCUCAGACGUUUCAAUAAACUCUGCGGCGGGAGCAAAGUCCAAAAAGAGAAGGACCAUGUCCACCACGAGUUACUACACUGACAGAGAAGAUGACUCCGAUGGCUCUGACGAAGAAGAAAACUUCGAAAAGGAAGCAAUUGCUACAGUAGAACGCGCCAUGGAACACAACCAUGACCUAGACACCGCUCUACUUGAACUCAACACCCUACGCAUGUCCAUGAACGUAACAUACCACGAAGUCAGAACCGCCACAGUCAUCUCAAUGCUCAAACGCGUCUACCACUUCAUUGCAACCCAAACUCUGGGACCCAAGGAAGCCGUCACAAAGGUAUUCUCCCAAUGGGGGAAGCUCUUCGAACGCCAAGCAUUCGAUCUCCAGGAGCGCGCAGACCUCAUGAACAUCAUCAUGUCCCGCGUCAUCGUCCAGAACUUCGAAAGACCUGAAUUCAUCCUCUUCAACGUCUACAACUGCCUCUACGAAACCGAUAUCCUCGAGGAAGACGUCAUAUAUACCUGGUGGGCCUCCAUCCAAACCCCCUCCUCCCCCCCACCCCCAAUCACAUCCCUCACCGCUAAGUGGGUCGACUGGCUCAAAAACGCCGACGAGGAAUCCUCCGAAGAAGUCUCCGAUGACGCUUCAGACGAAGCCUAG